AUGAUGUCGAUGCUGGGCGUUAUCAUGUGCGCCAAACUGUCGCUGAUGGGACCGCUGGCCAUGGUCAUGAUUGGCGCUAAAGCGCUCAAGGCACUGCUGCUGGCCGUCGUGUCGCUGACCAUAUCCAAACUCAUGUUGCUCAAGAAGUUUAAGGGCGGAGGAGGCGGCGGAGGCGGAUACGGCAGCGGAUCCGUGGUCCAGGCCGACUGGUCGUCGGACAAGGACGACCGGAACGCGCAUCUGCUAGCCUAUGCCGGACAGUCGGCCGCCGCCUCGGGGACAGCUGUCAUGUCGCCGUCUUCGCAACAACCCCUCCAACAGAUGUACCCUUCGUACGAACCUCACGGCUACCACGGGGCUGCCUGA
Molecule: messenger RNA, 366 nt
Organism: Macrosiphum euphorbiae (potato aphid)
Lineage: Eukaryota; Metazoa; Arthropoda; Insecta; Hemiptera; Aphididae
Source: the annotation of a GenBank genome assembly